AAAUAUACAAUACAGAAGCGAAAAGGAGACGUCGCCGUCUACAUGCAUUCUCGCAUACACAUAGUUUAGUUCGUAAAUGGUGCAAUACAAUAGAUGAUCUAACGGGGUUUUAUUUUGGUGGGAUUUCACUUCGUUGUCACAGUCGUCUUGCAAAGCAACAUUUAGAAUAAUUAAAUCAUUUCGCAACAAUUGUCGAAACAGCUAAAACAAUUCGAUAUUCAAAUAAAAAAACGAGAUGGACUACGGCUGUGAUGUAUCGAAUCGAUAUACUGGCUACUUGGAUAGCAGUGACCACGGUAAUCCGAUGAGCACCUCAAUUCGCAAGAAAAAGGGUAAAGCCAAGAAAAAGCGCAAAUCACCGAAUAAAAAUCCAUCGGAAAAUUUGCUGGAAAACAUCGAAACCACCAUUUCGAAUCCGCCCACGGAAAUUUUUGAAAAUCAACAAACAUUUUCCAAUGACAAUAAAUGCGAUACCAGUUAUGAACAGGAAAAUGUACUACAUGAAACCGAUUCAACUUGUCCAAAAAGUUCAACCAGUUGCGGUUCACCGAUUCAAUCGGACAUAUCGCGUGAAGAGGUAAAAUUGAACGAUGAAAUUGUGGUGCAGGUGCAGGAACCGACCAUUACACCAGAUGGUAUAAAUGUGAAUGAGACCAAAUGGAGUGAGAUUUGCUUUGAAGAAGAGAAAAAUCUGAUGACAUUGGAAUCACAUUCAAACACCGAUGCCGAUACGCAACGCACUCUCGAUGUAUCGGAAUGUAUACAAGAUGUAUUCAACGAACAUCGUAUUUAUCCAACGAUUUACUUCUACAAUUCAAACUUUGGUAAUCGUAAUCGUCGUUUUAUUGAAUGGAAUGAUUCUGGUCGACAUUCGAACAACGAAUCGGAAUUCAAUAAUCGUAACAUAAACUACUACAACAGCGACCAUGGAAACAAUGGCAACAACAAUAACAACAACGGUUUACGCGAUGAGGAACGAAAAAAGAAGCGAAAAAAUCGCAACGGAAGACACCGAAAGAAAAAUACAUCAACAGAUGGGGAUAGUCAUGAUGUCUCAGGUGAAACACGAUCAAAUGACGAACAACCGGCUAAGGACUCGCCAAACGAUUCUACUGAACAGGCACCAAUAGUUCAAGACGCCAACAGCACCCAAAAUACCAAUGAAUCGAAUCAGCGUGAAUUCAACAAUCGCUACAAUCGAUGGAAACAUGGCUUGCCUCCGCGAACAUUCAAUCGACGCCGAUCAGAUUUUGUGCGCAACGUUUGAAAUUUCUCUAAAAGCACCCAAAGCAGCUUACUACACCCCACACAUACACAAAAACCCACACAAAACGCCCUAAAUAUAUGAAUAUUAAAAUGCAAAAGCAUCGACCAAACAUUUGUUACCAGACUCAUCGAUAUGAUAUUUAAAAAAAAUCAUUUAGUCAUUACAAUUAACAUACAAUAAUAUUUUUUACGUUUAAGGAAAUAAAAUG
Molecule: messenger RNA, 1475 nt
Organism: Contarinia nasturtii (swede midge)
Lineage: Eukaryota; Metazoa; Arthropoda; Insecta; Diptera; Cecidomyiidae
Exons: 2
Coding region: 236-1267 (343 amino acids)
Source: RefSeq, a predicted model, not a curated record